This is a messenger RNA of Colias croceus (clouded yellow), 4237 nucleotides long. Its product is annotated as cell division cycle and apoptosis regulator protein 1-like. The transcript is spliced from 15 exons. NCBI's taxonomy places the organism in Eukaryota, Metazoa, Arthropoda, Insecta, Lepidoptera, Pieridae. The record is from RefSeq and is a predicted model, not a curated record. Gene Ontology annotation, cellular component: nucleus. The coding region runs from base 146 to 3727 and encodes 1193 amino acids. Gene Ontology annotation, biological process: regulation of DNA-templated transcription.
CCGCGAAUCGCGAUUCGUCCUUGCUAGCGUCACGCGUAUCAAGAGAUUGUGUGUGUGGUAUUUUUCAUAAUUCUAAAUAAACUUAAAUCUUUUUAUAUUGGUUUUAAAAGUAAAUAUCAGUAUUAUUAAGCACUAGUUUUAUAAAAUGCAAUCCGGAAGUGGUACUAAAAAUCCGCCGUGGGCUCGGUCAAAUGUUAAUACAAACAUAACCGGCAUGAAUCCGCAAAUAAUGGAUCCGAAUGCCAUGAUGUCACAACAGGGCAUGAUGCCGUUUCAACAAACUCAAGCUGUGUUUAAUCCAAGUAUGAUGCAAGCACAAAGUGGAAUGGCGAUGUCGAUGGCGGGUCAAAUGCCGAUGAAUCAAAUGACUCAAGGUCAAAUGUACCCGGGUAAUGUUGUAGCAUACCCUACUCCACGUGCAAUGAAUGCAAAUAUGUAUCAAAAUAACACGAAUCAAACUCCACAAGGGAAUGAGCAACGUGUUUUUACCGGUACUGUAACGAAAACACACAAUGAUUUUGGAUUUGUGGAUCAUGAUGUUUUCUACCAAACUUCGGUUUGUGCUAAAGGAGUCAUUCCGAAGCUGAACGACAGAGUUCUAGUGGAAGCAACAUAUAAUCCCAACAUGCCUUUCAAAUGGAAUGCAACUCGCGUUCAGGUUCUGCCUAAAAAUGGCCCAAAUCAGAAAGGAAGUAAUGCAAAAUCGAAUGUUUAUAAUGCUGUACCGCCUCCAAAGAAAUCUUCUAGUAUAUCCCGACGUGAUGAUCGCCGUGACGACCGCCCUUCAAGAAGAGAUGAUAGGAAACGUUCACGUACAAGAAGCCGUUCACGAUCCCGAGAUCGUCGCGACAGUCGCAAUCGUCGCGAUUCACCUCCACGCAAACGCCCUGUGGUACACCAACCUUCCCCUGUCAAGUAUAUGGUGAGAGUACCAAGGAUUCCACUUGAUAUUCAAAAACUGGAUGUACCAGCAUUAUCUCAAAGAUACAAUAAUCUUUAUGUACCAUCUGAUUUCUUCAAUGCCCAUGUUAAGUGGGGUGAAACGUUUCCACCACAGACACCAUUUUCUUUGAACAACACAUGUCAGUAUCAUAUAAUGGACAAGGAUAUACCUAAUCCCAAUACAAAUGAUGCUAUACUUGAACCACCCGAUGCAGAUUAUCGAUUUUCAGCUAAGGUUAUGCUUAUUAGUAUGCCAACACUGGAGUCUCUUUACCAAAAAUGUGGACUUACAAAAACUGAUGAUAAGGACAAACGUAGUAGUAAAACACCAUUACAUCCCACUAGGCUUAUAAAAUUCCUUGUAGGGCAAAAAGGCAAAGGGGGUGAAAAUUUCGCUAUAGGUGGACCAUGGAGUCCUUCACACGAUGGAGAAAAUCCAGACAAAGAUCCAGGAGUCUUAGUCAAAACUGCCAUUAGAACUUGCAAAGCUCUCACUGGCAUUGAUUUAUCUCAUUGCACGCAAUGGUACCGAAUGGUGGAGUUUUACUACUGGCGCGAGAGCAGUGGCGGCAAAUCGCGACUCGAGUGUGUGGUGUUGUUCCUGCCCGACGUGUGGUCCGUGCAGCCUUCUUGCGUCGAGUGGACGACGCUCACAGAUCAUUAUAAGGCGGCCGGCGAAGCCGCCGUCAGAGCGCUCGAAGGGGAAGAGCCCGCGUCCGGCGACAACGACGCGCAACCCCCGCAGGAGCUCGCCCCGAUCGCCGCGCCGACCCCGCCGGCCCCGCUGACCCCGCAGGCCCCGCUGACCCCGCAGACGCCGCAGAGCCAGCCAGCGGACGCCGACGCGGACAAAUCCCAAAUUGAAAAGAAGGAUCUCAAUGACAGUACGAUAACUAUCGAUGAGAAUGAUGAUGACGAAGAGGACAAACCUGAACCUACGCAUUAUUCGAAGAUCGAUUUGAGGACAAUUAAAGUGGACCAGCUGAGACAAGAAUUACGUGCGCGUAACGUGAGCUGUAAAGGAUUACGUGCGCAAUUGGUAUCACGGCUAUCAAAACUUAUCAAAGCUGAAGAAGAAAAAGAUUCUAAGAGCGAAGAUGUGAUGGAAGUUGUGGAUGAUGAUGAACCCGAGAAGUCUUCUGAUAAUAUCGAAAUUAAAGACGAUGACAAGAAGGAAGAAAUCAUUGUAGAGGAAACUCCACAAGUCACUGAGGAGAAGAAAACUGUGGAAAAAGACAGCAAAGACGGCAAAGAUGAAAAGAAAGAUGCCAAAGAUAAGGAUGAUAAAGAAGCUGUAAAGAAAGAUAAACCCAAAACUGAGAAGGAAAUUGAGGAGGAGAAGAAAAAGCUGGAAAAGGAGAAGCAGGUACUAAAGAAUAAAUACGAGCUGCCCACCAACGCCCACAUUAUAGUGCACCCGUCGGCAGCAGCGAAAGGCGGCAAGUUUGGAUGCAGUGUUGCUACACUGUCCCUUUUGCUUGACUACCGUGUCACAGAUAAUAAAGAACACAGUUUUGAGCUCUUUGUAUUCGCCGAACUCUUCAAUGAAAUGCUCAUGCGUGACUUCGGUUUUUACAUUUACAAAACUCUGUACACUCUACCCGAAAGAACGGAAGAGGUUAAGGAAAAGGUUACAGAGAAGGCUGAGAAAAAGGAAGAUAAAAAAGAUGAAAAGAAAGAAGACAAAAAGGAUGAGAAAAAGGAAGAGAAGAAAGAUAAUGACAAAGAUAAGAAAGAAGACAAGGAUAAGAAGGAGGAUAAAGACAAAAAAGAUGACAGACGCGAUGCCAGACGUCGCGAUAGACGCGAGUCCCACAGCGACGACGACCGCAGCAACUCGCCGAAGCGUCGCAGCCGCGGCGUAGAAUUACCCCCUGACCCAUAUCUAUUACUAUCACUCGUGUAUUUCGAUACAUCUCGCGGUGGAACCAUCACUAAAAAGGACCUACAGAAUCUGUUCAUGAGCCUCGGCCUGCAACUAUCGCGAUCACAGAUACGAGCUGUACUCGAAAAAGUCUGUGUUAAGGAUAGCUUCAGUUAUAAGUCUCUGCUACAAGCAAUCAAAGAUUUGGCUUCUGGAUCAGUGGAAGCUAUGCAAGACCUUCCUCUGGACACCACUAUUCUUACCAAUGAAGUGCCUGCCCAUAUAGCUGAGUUAGAAGCAGUAAUAGCAUCAGGAAACCGCAACCUACUUCCUGUGUUUGUGCAAGACAAAGAAGAUGCGGAAUCAUCGUUGGCCACCAAGGACGUUAGUGAAACUGGCGUGGUGUCGUACAAGGGGCGCGUGGUGGACGUGGGCGCGCUGGUGGCGAGCGCGGCGCGCUGGCAGGCGGAGCGCGCGCGGCUGCGGGGCGCGCUGGAGGCGGCGCAGGCGCAGGCGCGGGCCGCGCGCGCCGCCGCCGCCUCCACGCAGCAGGCCGAGCGCGGCGCGCACGAGCGCCUGCACGACGCCGCCGCCAACCUGGCCGCCGCGCGCGCGCGCAUCGCCUCGCUCAUGGCUAGCUCAAAAAUAUUCCAUUCAGCACUGAAGAGCAUAAAGACUAAAGUGGAUGCCGUCGUUAACAUUAAAUAUGAAGAUGAUGACGUCGUAGAAGUUGUUAACGGACCUACAAAGGAAGAAAAAGAGAAAAAACCUGAAGUCGCAUCAGAGAGUGUUAAAAGUGCUGACAGCACCGAGACCAAGGAUACCAAGGAAGAAGUGAAAACAGAACAAAAAGCAGAUGAUGAAAAUAAAGAAAAAGACAUUGUUAGUGCGGAAAACAUGGAAAUUGAUGAUAAGGAAUAAAUUCUAUGUUAAUUAUAGGCCCAUUUAUUUCUAUUACCGAUAAAGUUUGUUUUUAACUCAUGGAAAUUUCUUUGUUUUAAGAUUUUGGACAUUACUAGCUUAUAGUGUGACAUUUCAACACAGCUUUUUUCCUAAGUACGGAUAAUGUUUACUUAAUUUUUAUAAGAAACAAUAUUAAGAAGUUUAAAUAGUUUAAAUAAUAGUUUCAAUAGCAAUAACUCGCAAAUAGACUCUUUAUAAAAGUUGUGGUCAAAUCUCACAGGGUGAUUUUGUGCAAAAAAUGCAUACUUAAAAUUAAAACUUGCUUGCUCAUUAUUUUGAGUAAAGUGAAAUUUGUUUAUGGUUCCAUGUUUUGUCCUUUUUUGCAAUUGUUGCUAAAAUUAAUAAAAAUUACCUUGUGAGAUAGAAUGAUACUGUAAUAAGGAUUGUGAUAAGAGAGAAACAGAAUUUCUUUUGCGCGGGUAAUAUAUUCAUUUUCUUUUCCAAAGAUAUUUCAAUGACAAUAAUAAA